AAUGGCCGCCUCAUUAGACCUUAAUACACUGAACUGCAGACAGUGUAUCUUUAUUGGUGUGCGUGCCUAAACACAGGAUACAUGUGUUACACCAAGGUUAUUUUAGCUGCGGUAUAAAAGGUGACAAUCCAUCAAGCAUAAAAUGUCUGUUUUCCCGAAGAUCCUUUUUAAAAGAGAAGUAGAAGAUUAUCUGUGCAAUGUUUAUCACAAUAAGGAGCUUGUUGCUAGUUUGGGCCUAGAUGAAGUGGAAAGAAAAUUUGACCGUCUGCAGCGUUGUCUGUCGCACCCGCCAUCCUUUACCACCGUUAGGGUGAACACGCUGGUGACGUCAGUGGAAGCUGCCAAGCAACAGCUAAGCGAUGAAAUAAAAAAGCAAUUUCUAGGUGACGUUAUCCCAAUUCAUCAGCAUCCCAGACUCAACGACCUUCUAUUAAUUCCAGUUACUGGACCAAGGAGGGCACAGAAGCAGCAUUCCGUCCAAGUCAUCGUUGGAGCCCAGUGUGGAAAUGCUGUCCUCAGAGGAGCCCAUGUGUACGCAGCUGGGAUCCUGUCUGCCUCCAAAUGGAUGAAGACAGGUGACGAGGUGUCUGUGUUCUCCGACAUCGAAGGGAAAUGUAGACGGGGCGCAGUUGAGUUUGAUGGAGCUAAAGUUUUUUUAGGCAAUGGAAUAGCAGAACUGAGCCGCUCAGACAUCUUCUGUACAAACAGCCCUAUAAAGGGGAAAGGCAUCAGAAUGACAGAACCGGUAUACUCCAGUCCAUCCUUUGACAAUAUGCUGCCUGGAUAUAUAUUCUUGCAGAAUUUACCGUCUGCUGUUGUCAGCCAUGUUUUGAGCCCUCAGCCCGGGGAACGGGUGUUGGAUAUGUGUGCAGCUCCUGAAGGAAAGACCACUCACAUUGCGUCUCUUAUGAAUGACGAGGGAGAAGUCAUAGCUGUGGACAAGAUAGCCAACAAAGUGGAGAAAAUAAAGCAUAAUGCUUCACUGCUACAACUCAAAUGUAUCCAGGCCUACUGCUUCAACAGCACCAAGGCUGUGCUACGUGAGCCCAAGGGGCUGGAACCAGGUCUUGGCCCUCCAUUCUGUCCAGAGUCAUUUGACCGCAUUCUCUUGGAUGCUCCUUGUAGCGGGAUGGGGCUGAGGCCUAGUAUGGCUUGUCCACUAUCCCUAAAAGAACUCGCUUCUUAUCAGCCUCUGCAGCGCAAACUUUUAAGCACGGCAGUUGAGUUGUUGAAACCUGGAGGCACGCUGGUUUACAGCACAUGUACUAUAACUUUAGCUGAAAAUGAAGAACAGGUUGCCUGGGCUCUGAAGACGUUUCCCGGCCUCCAGCUUGAAGUACAGGAGCCACACAUAGGAGGAGAAGGUAUGCCCGGUGCUGGGUUGUCCUCGGACAGGUUGAAACUUCUACAGCGGUUUGAUCCAUCGGUUACGGAAAUACUUGACGUUGACGCAAACAAGUUAAAGUCGGAUGAGGACCUCGUGGCAGUCGCAAACUCUGACACCAUUGGCUUCUUCAUAGCCAAAUUUCUCAAAAAGUCCUGACCUACGUUUUUAUAUUUUGGCGACUGUGCGCAGAGGGAAGUGAUUCGAUCUUCAGGUGGCAGACUCAUCAGACUUGACUGUUUCCAUGACAACAAAUUAAUAUCUGUCACUAUGAAAGCAGACUGUGUGCCAGCUGUUCAUGUUGCAGCCAGCUACUGCGGCGACGAGUUAAAGUGUAACCCGGGGGAUUUCGGGAUGUGAUUUUAUUUUUUUUAUUUUUCAUUUCAUCAGCAUAUGCUGAUAAAUGCCAGCCAAUGAUUGUUCAAAAA
Rana temporaria (common frog) is the source of this 1812-nucleotide messenger RNA. It is a transcript of the gene NSUN6, whose product is annotated as NOP2/Sun RNA methyltransferase 6. Gene Ontology annotation, biological process: RNA methylation. The record is from RefSeq and is a predicted model, not a curated record. Gene Ontology annotation, molecular function: methyltransferase activity; RNA binding. NCBI's taxonomy places the organism in Eukaryota, Metazoa, Chordata, Amphibia, Anura, Ranidae.